AUGAAUCCUUCAUCACAAUUGUUUCAUCAAGGAGAAGAAAAAUUAACAACAUGGAAUCGACCUGAAUCAAAAUAUAAUGAAACACAUCAACAAUGUUUUAUUACUUGGUCUCAACAAUUACAUGUUCAAUAUUCUACAAAACCAAUGCCAAUGAUUGAUGAUCCACGUGAUAUUUUAUUAAAAGUAACUGCAACAACAAUAUGUGAUUGUAAUCCAAAUUUAUGUAAUAAAACAAUGGUUUAUAUGGAUAAUGGUGAUAUACUUGGUCAUGAAUUUAUGGGUGUAAUUCAUCGAGUCGGUGAUCAAGUUACUAAAUUAUACGUUGGACAGCGUGUUGUUGUUGCAUUUAAUAUAGCUUGUGGUUUUUGUGAAUAUUGUCAACGUCAAGAAUAUGCUGUCUGUGAUACAAUUUAUUCAUCAAAACUUCAAGAAAAACUUCAUCAACAAAAAAAAGUUACCCUUUUUGGACAUUCAUGUUUAAAAAGUGCAGGAUUAGGUGGACAAGCUGAAUAUAUUCGAGUACCAUUUGCUGAUAUUAAUUGUUUACCAAUACCAAAUGAUGUACCAGAUGAUAAAGCUCUUUAUUUAUCAGAUAUUAUUCCAACAGCAUUUCAUGGAUGUCAUAUUGGAAAUGUUAAAGAAGGUUCAAUUGUUGCUAUUUGGGGUCUUGGACCUAUUGGUUUACUCCAAGCACGUUGGUGUCAAAUACUUGGUGCUAAACGUAUAAUUGGUAUUGAUUAUGUUCCUAAACGACUUAAAAUUGCUCAUCAAUCAUUACAAAUUGAAACAAUUAAUGUUAAAGAAUGUGAUACGAUGAAAACAUUACUUGAAAUGGUACCUGGUGGUGCUGAUUGUUCAUUACAAGCUGUUGAUUUUAAUUAUAGUAAAUCAUUACUUUAUAAAGAUGAACGUUCUCUUCAGUCAACAGCUGAUGUUGAUAUAUUAACUGAAAUUAUUGCAUGUACUCGAAAAUGUGGAACAAUUUCAAUUAUUGGUGAUUAUAAUAAUGUCAUUAAUCAUAUUCCUAUUCGUCUUAUAAUGGAAAAAAACUUACGUAUUAUUGGUGGGCAAUCUCACACACAAAAAUAUUGGCCAACAUGUUUACAUAAAGUAUUGUCUGGUGAAAUUGAUCCAACAUUCAUUAUAACACAUUCAUUUAACAUCAAUCAUUUAUCAAAUUAUUAUGAACAACUCAUUGAUGAAGAAACUCUUAAAUGUUUCAUUCAAGUUCAAAAUUAA
Messenger RNA from Rotaria sp. Silwood2, 1239 nucleotides. The record is from the annotation of a GenBank genome assembly. Lineage: Eukaryota; Metazoa; Rotifera; Eurotatoria; Philodinida; Philodinidae.